Messenger RNA from Penicillium angulare, 3105 nucleotides. It is a transcript of the gene canA, whose product is annotated as putative cullin binding protein CanA. Bases 1 to 3105 code for a protein of 1034 amino acids. Gene Ontology annotation, cellular component: nucleus. Gene Ontology annotation, biological process: protein ubiquitination; SCF complex assembly. The record is from RefSeq and is a predicted model, not a curated record. The transcript is spliced from 3 exons. NCBI's taxonomy places the organism in Eukaryota, Fungi, Ascomycota, Eurotiomycetes, Eurotiales, Aspergillaceae.
AUGUCCGUUUAUUCUCAUGAUGAGGAUCACGACCCUCAUGCCGACGAGCUCCGAGAGACAGCUCUGGUCACCCUUGAGGCCCUAAUCAGCUCAUGCAACCAGCAGAUGCAGCCGUACCUGACCAACACCACCCGCGCGGCUCUUCGAUUCCUCAGAUAUGACCCCAAUGUUGCCGAAAUUGAAGACGAUGAAGAAAUGGGAGGAACACAAGAUGAUGGCAGUGAAGAUGAUGCGACUGAGGAUCCGGAUAUGGACGACGACGAGUUCGAGGACUUUGAAGAGGAGGGAGGUUACAGUGAUGUUGAUGACAUGAGCUGGAAGGUCCGUCGAUGCGCGGCCAAGCUGCUCUACAGCCUCAUUUCAAACUAUGGUCGCACUCGAGGGCUUGACGAUAAUACCCUGUACCAACAAGUCGCCCCCGCGCUCAUCUCUCGUAUUAGCAGAGAGCGGGAGGAGAGCGUGAAGCUCGAAGUGGUGUCUACCUUGACCGCGUUGGUCCGCAAGACAAAUGAGGACUCUAUCGUUUCAAUCUCUAGUGGAUAUUUGGAAGCCAUCGGAGGAACCAAGAAUUCUCGCAAGAGAAGACGCCAGGACAGUGAUGCUAGUAUGGUGGACUUUGAGCCAGGUGCAGGAACAUCUUCAGCAAUCGAAUCUCCUGUGAUGCCAUCGUCUCCGAAAGCUGGCCCCCAGGCCGAUCUCGCUCGCUGCGUGCCACUCAUUGUACAAAGUCUUGUCAAAGCGUGGAAGCAAGCUUCGAUGCCUCUGCGACAAGCAAUUAUCGUCCUUCUCAAGAGUCUGUCGUUGGUGCGCUAUGGAGGAUUGGCCGACCAUCUCCAGCAGAUUGAAGAUUUGAUCGCAGAUGCCCUUAACACCUCUUCGAUCUCAGGUAGCUCCACUGCACACUCUGGUGCUGCUGUUAGCGCCGGAACUCUUCAGAUUGAAACACUUGGCCUUGUCUCGGCCAUAGCAGAGACCCACUUAUCGGAUUCCCUUCUCCCAUUCCUGAUUGCCUUGGUUCCGGGUGUUCUGGGGGCUGUGAAUGAACGCAAUUACAAAGUUAGCAGCGAAGCCCUAGGUUCCGUAGAACAGAUAGUAAGGGCCUUGACACCACCUCGCGUCUCUGCCAACGGCCCAGAUGUCGCUAUGCAACUUGAAAAGCUUUACGAGGCUAUCCUUUCUCGCAUCACUGAUACCAGUGCCGACCUUGAGGUUCGCCAGCGGGCCAUCCAUGUAUUCGGUGUCAUUUUGGCACGUACAUCUGGCGAACGUGGCACUGAGUAUCUUUCGGCCGAGCGCAGAUCAAAGGGUCUUUCUAUUUUGGCCGACCGUGUGAAGAAUGAGACCACUCGCCUGGCAGCUGUACGUGCCAUCGAUGACGUGGUUGUCCUAGCUAGUCACAAGAACGAUGUGGCCAGUGAUUGGAUCAACACCGUCACCGUUGAAUUAGGUGCAAACCUACGUAAGGCGGAUCGUGCAUUGCGCAGUUCUUGUUUGGAAACACUUCGAAGCAUUGCUAUGAAUAGCAAUACCCGAUCCCAUAUCAGCCCUGAUACUAUGACCACCCUCGAAGUUGCGCUGCUUCCACUCUUGUCUGCUCCUGAUUUCCAUCUUCUCACCCCUAGUCUCAUUAUUAUUGCCAAACUUAUUCCGGGCAACUCGAAGACUCUUGUUAAUGAGAGCUUAAUCUCAUCUAUCUGUUCUAUUGUGAAACAGUCACUCGUGGGCACUGUGCUGAAAGCUCUUCUCCUCCUGGUAAAGGUUAUUGGCGACGAAGGUGCCGGCGCUCAGUUGAUGCAAGCUUUGCUCCAAAAUGUCGGUAUCACCGGCGACACUUCCGUUGUAGGUAGGGCCAUCGGUACCUUGCUGGUUCACGGCGGUUCAAACCUAGGUGUCACAAUGGAUGACUUUUCCACUGAGUUGCAGACUGCCAAGGAUGGUAGCCGUAAAUGCCUCGCGCUUGCAAUCCUCGGUGAAAUUGGAUUACGAAUGGGUACCGGAUGCUCUUUGACCCCAGAUAUCUUUAUCGCCCAUUUCAACUCGACAUCUGAUCAUGUCCGUUUGGCUGCUGCCACAGCCCUCGGAAAUGCGGCUGCUGGAAGUGCCAAAGCCUACCUGCCUAUCAUUGAGAAUGGCCUUGAAAGCUCUGAUUCUCAAAGCUACUUGCUCCUUCAUUCUGUUCGGGAAUUGCUUCAACAUUCUGAAGUGCGCGCUGAGCUAGCCCCGACUGCCCUUAAGCUCUGGCAAGCAUUGCUCCUGGUUUCACAAGAAGAAGACAACCGUGCUGUGGGUGCAGAAUGUAUUGGACGCCUCGCUCUUAUUGACCCUGUCGCAUACAUUCCUCAUUUCCAGGAAUACUUCAACAACAAAGAUCCUGUCAUCCGCGGAGUGGUUAUCUCCGCUUUCCGUUACACUUUAGCUGACUCUAGUGACGCCUUCAAUGAUGUCCUGCGACCGCUGAUGGUUCCUCUACUGACCGAUAUGCUCGCUGAUGAGGAUCUGGGCAAUCACCGGCUUGCAUUGACCACUCUCAAUUCUGCCAUUCAUAAUAAGAUGGUGUUGCUUCUCCCACACCUAGGUGAACUGCUCCCAUCUGUGUUUGGCGAUACCCAUAUCAAGCCCGAGCUUAUUCGGGAAGUACAAAUGGGUCCUUUCAAACAUAAAGUUGAUGACGGACUGGAUUUGCGCAAGAGCGCUUAUGAAACCCUUUAUGCUUCUUUGGACACCUCAUUCGCCCAAACUCAUCUUCCGGAGCUGUUCGAUCGUGUCAUUGCCGGAGUUGAGGACGAGCAGGACAUUCGCGCCGUUAGUAAUUUAAUGACGUCUAAGCUCAUUAUCUCUGCACCGGAGGAAACAGAACGUCGACUCGAUUCUCUUUCUGAGGGGUAUAUGACUGUACUGUCUUUCAAGCCCAAAGACAACGCCGUCAAGCAAGAGUUGGAGAAAGCCCAAGAGGCAACUCAGGGUAUUCUCAAGGUCACUAAGGAACUCAGCAAAUCAUUCCCUGGCGCCGAAACAUCUAACAAUUUGCACAAGUGGAGAGGCUAUAUGGACUGGGUACGGAAGAAUUUCACUUCGCAGUUUUCCAGUCUUGAUGCGGAUUCGUAA